This is a messenger RNA of Helianthus annuus (common sunflower), 1092 nucleotides long. Its product is annotated as dnaJ homolog subfamily B member 1. The coding region runs from base 75 to 980 and encodes 301 amino acids. Gene Ontology annotation, cellular component: cytosol. The transcript has 2 exons. The record is from RefSeq and is a predicted model, not a curated record. Lineage: Eukaryota; Viridiplantae; Streptophyta; Magnoliopsida; Asterales; Asteraceae. Gene Ontology annotation, molecular function: protein-folding chaperone binding.
ACAUCCACAUUUGUUUAGUAAACUCAAAACCAAAACCAAAACCAAAACCAAACACAAAAACCGAACACAAAAACAUGGGCAUCGAUUACUACAACAUCCUCAAAGUCAGCCGCAGUGUCUCCGAUGAAGAUCUAAAAAAAUCCUACAAAAAACUGGCUAUGAAAUGGCACCCAGACAAAAAUAUUAACAACAAACUCGCAGAAUCCAAAUUUAAACAAAUAUCAGAAGCUUAUUAUGUUCUCAGUGAUGUUAAAAAGCGUCAGAUCUAUGAUAUGUACGGUGAAGAAGGGGUUAAAUCCGGGUUGUAUGAUGAAUUGUCUAUGAUGAAACCCGGUUCGGGUUCGGGCUUUCGGUUUGAUGUGGAGGAGGAGAUGUUUGCUGAUGAGUUUUUUUAUGUGAGGAAAGCGGAGACUGUGGAGAGUAAGUUGAGUUGUAGUUUGGAGGAGUUGUAUAAAGGUUCCAAAAGGAAAAUGCAGAUUUCUAGAGUUGUUCUUGAUCAUUCCGGCAAACCAGUAACACUAGAAGAAAUUCUACCAAUACAAAUCAAACCAGGCUGGAAAAAAGGAACAAAAAUCACCUUCCCAGAAAAGGGAAACCAAGAAGCCGGUGCGGCCCCGGGUGAUCUAAUCUUCGUCGUAGACGAAAAACCACACAACACUUUCAAACGUGAUGGUAACGAUUUAGUGUUCACAAAAAGAAUCACCCUGCUCGAAGCUCUAACCGGAAAGACCAUAAAGGUGACGACGUUAGACGGUAGAAAUCUAGUGGUCCCGAUAACGGAUGUCAUCAAACCGGCCCACGAGGAAGUGGUUCCGAACGAAGGAAUGCCGAUUUCUAAAGAACCCGGGAAAAAAGGUAACUUGAGGAUCAAGAUUGAUAUUAAGUUUCCGUCGAGGUUAUCUAGCGAACAAAAAUCCGAUCUUAAACGGGUUUUGGGUGGUGACGGUGGCCGUCGCGACGACUUGUUUGGCGAAUACUAAUUUGCCAUUUUUAAUAAUUGAAACCAUGAGAACACUAACUGUUGACAAUGAACUUGUGUAUAUUGUGAGAGAAGAUUUGUGCAUAGUAAAUAAAUAUGUGUUUUUGAACUUA